Leptosomus discolor (cuckoo roller) is the source of this 3473-nucleotide messenger RNA. The record is from RefSeq and is a predicted model, not a curated record. Lineage: Eukaryota; Metazoa; Chordata; Aves; Leptosomiformes; Leptosomidae.
GGCAGCUGGAUUACACCCCACAGUGCAGUGGCCAUGGGAACUUCAGCCUGGAGUCAUGCAGCUGUGUGUGCAUGGAGGGCUGGGCAGGCAGCAACUGCUCCGAGCCCCGCUGCCCCCGGGGCUGCUCCAGCCGUGGCGUCUGCCUGGAAGGCCAGUGCAUCUGUGACAAUGACUAUGGGGGCGAGGACUGCUCCCAGCUCCGCUGCCCUGCUGGCUGUGGCUCCCAUGGGCUCUGUGUGGACGGCGAGUGCAUCUGUGAGGAGGGUUUCACUGGGGAGGAUUGCUCCCAGCUGCGGUGCCCCCACGACUGCUCAGGGAAAGGCCACUGCGCUAACGGCACAUGCAUCUGCCAGGAGGGCUACGCCGGGGAGGACUGCGGGUGGCUGCACUGCCCCAACGCCUGCAGCGGCCGUGGGGUCUGCCGGGAUGGUCUCUGUAUCUGCGAGGAAGGCUACGAAGGGCAGGACUGCUCAGCAGUGGCUCCUCCUGAAAAUCUGCGAGUGACGGGGAUUGGCGACAGCUCCAUUGAGCUGACAUGGGACAGCCCCAGGGCAGCCACCGAAUACGUCAUCUCAUACCAGCCAGUGGGGCCGGGGGGUACCCAACUCCAGCAGAGGGUACCUGGGGACUGGAGCAGUAUCACCAUCACAGAGCUGGAGCCAGGCGUUGCCUACAAUAUCAGCGUCUAUGCAGUCAUCAGCGAUGUCUUGAGCAUCCCUGUUACCUCCAAGGUGAUGACCAACCUCGCCAUGCCGCAGGGACUGAAAUUCAAGACCAUCACAGAGACGACAGCGGAGGUGCAGUGGGAGCCCUUCUCCUUCCCCUUCGAUGGCUGGGAGAUCAGCUUCAUCCCCAAGAAUAACGAGGGUGGUGUGAUCGCCCAGCUCCCCAGUACCGUCACCACCUUCAACCAGACGGGGCUGAAGCCGGGGGAAGAGUACACCGUCACCGUGGUGGCCCUGAAGGAACAAGCCAGAAGCCCUCCCACCUCCGACAGCGUCUCAACCCCCUUCCGCCUGCAGCCCCCCCUCAGCCAGUACUCCCUGCAGGCCCUGCGCCCUGGCGCCCGCUACCACCUUGCUGUCAGCGCCCUCCGGGGUGCCAACGAGAGCCGGCCAGCCCUCACCCAGUUCACCACAGAGAUUGAUGCCCCCAAGAACCUGAGGGUGGGCUCGCGGACGCCCACCAGCCUCGAACUCGCCUGGGACAACAGCGAGGCUGAGGCACAGAGCUACAGGGUGGUCUACAGCACCCUGGCUGGGGAGCACUACCAUGAAGUCCUGGUGCCACGUGACACCGGUCCCACCACCCGGGCCACCCUUGCAGAUCUAGUGCCAGGGACAGAGUACGGCAUUGGGAUUUCCGCUGUGAUGGACAACCAACAGAGCGUGCCAGCAACCAUGAACGCCAGGACCGAGCUUGACAGCCCCCGGGACCUCCUGGUGACUGCCUCCACAGAGACGUCCAUCUCGCUAGCCUGGACCAAAGCCACGGGUCCCAUAGACCACUACCGCAUCACCUUCACCCCUGCCUCAGGGAUGGCCUCUGAAGUGACAGUGCCCCGGGACGAGUCACAGCUCACACUCUUGGAGCUGGAGCCUGGGACCGAGUACACCAUCUCCAUCAUUGCCGAGAGGGGACGUCAGCAGAGCCUGGAGGCCACCGUGGAUGCCUUCACAGGGGUACGACCCAUCACACAGCUCCACUUCUCCCAGCUGACAUCCUCCAGUGUGAAUGUCACAUGGAGCGACCCAUCCCCACCAGCAGACCGUCUCAUCCUCACCUACAGCCCCCGGGAUGAGGAGGAGACACAGCAGGUCACACUUGAUGGCACCCGCAGGCAUGCCAGCCUGAUGGGCUUGCAGCCUGCCACCGAGUACCUGGUGUCACUUGUGGCUGUGCAUGGCACCAUCAGCUCUGAGCCUGUUGUGGGCUCCAUCACAACAGGGAUCGAUGCGCCGAAGGAUCUCAGGGUGGGCAACAUCACCCAGGAGUCCAUGAUGGUCUACUGGAGCCCGCCCAUCGCUGCCUUUGACCACUAUAGAAUAUUCUACCGCACCGCCGAAGGGAGGACAGACAGCACUUCCAUCGUCAGCGACGCCACCGAGUAUGCCCUCCGUCACCUGCAGCCUGCCACCAAGUACGAGAUCGGGGUGAAGAGCGUGCGGGGCCGGGAGGAGAGCGAGGUGGCCUCCAUCACUGUGCACACAGCUAUGGAUGCCCCCUUGGGGGUCACGGCCACCAACAUCACCCCCACCGAGGCGCUGCUGCAGUGGAACCCACCACUGUCGGAGGUGGAAAGCUACACCCUCAUCCUCACCCGCCACGCAGUUGCAGGAGAAACAAUUCUUGUGGAUGGAGUCAACCAGGAGUACCAGCUGACCAGCCUCCUGCCCAGUACCACCUACAUAGUCUCUAUGUAUGCCACCAAUGGGCCUCUCACCAGCCAGAUCAUUAGCACCAACUUCACAACUCUUUUGGAUCCUCCAACAAAUCUGACGGCCAGUGAAGUCACUCGACGAAGCGCCCUGCUCUCCUGGGUGCCUCCUGUGGGACAGAUCGAGAACUACAUUAUGACCUACAGAUCCACGGACGGCAGCCGGAAGGAGCUGAUUGUGGAUGCUGAGGACACAUGGAUCCGCCUGGAGGGGCUUUCUGAGACCACAGAGUACACUGUGCGCCUGCAAGCAGCCCAAAACACCAUGCGAAGCGGCUUCAUCUCCACCACCUUCACCACAGGCGGCCGCGUUUUCGCUAAUCCUCAGGACUGCGCCCAGCACCUGAUGAAUGGAGACACGCUGAGCGGCAUCUACACCAUCUCCAUUAACGGGGACCUCAGCCAGCGGGUGCAGGUCUACUGUGACAUGACCACUGAUGGAGGUGGCUGGAUUGUCUUCCAGAGGCGGCAGAAUGGGCUGACUGAUUUCUUUCGAAAAUGGGCAGAUUACCGGGUUGGCUUUGGAAACUUGGAGGAUGAGUUUUGGCUGGGCUUGGACAACAUCCACAAGAUCACGUCCCAAGGGCGCUACGAGUUGCGAAUAGACAUGAGGGACGGCCAGGAAGUGGCAUAUGCCUACUAUGACAAGUUCUCCAUUGGCGACUCCCGGAGCCUGUACAAGCUGCGAAUUGGGGACUACAACGGCACUUCGGGGGAUUCCCUCACCUAUCACCAGGGCCGCCCCUUCUCCACCAAGGACAGGGACAAUGAUGUCGCUGUGACCAACUGCGCCAUGUCCUACAAAGGGGCCUGGUGGUAUAAGAACUGUCACCGCACCAACCUCAAUGGCAAGUACGGAGAGUCCCGGCACAGUCAGGGGAUUAACUGGUACCAUUGGAAAGGCCACGAGUUCUCCAUCCCCUUCGUGGAAAUGAAGAUGCGACCUUAUAACCACCGUAACAUCUCUGGGAGGAAGCGACGGUCCCCACAGCUCUGAGCCAGCUGAACCUCCCUCCCACCUCCCACCACCUGACCU